Molecule: messenger RNA, 504 nt
Organism: Lactuca saligna
Lineage: Eukaryota; Viridiplantae; Streptophyta; Magnoliopsida; Asterales; Asteraceae
Source: the annotation of a GenBank genome assembly
AUGAAUAUAUCUCAUGAUGACGGUUUUGACUUAACCAUUGUUCAUGAAACCCUGAUAAAUGACUAUAAUGCCCUUGAUCAUGAGCCACCCAUUGUGAAGGAAACACCAAUCAAGAGCAGUUACCCUGCUACUCUUGAAUCUGUCUCCGAGUCAACCAUAAUCCAAUCAAAGUUUCCCAUUUGUUCCUUUUCUUCCCCUUGUUCCACUUCAGCUUCUGAAUGCAUGAACACAACAACACCACCUAAAAAACAAAAAAUCCCUCAAAACAAUUCACCUCUAGAUUCAAGUGUCAAUUCCCAUUUUCAUAAAAGAAGAAAGUCUUCAACUUUUGCAUCAGUCAAGAUGGCCCACUUUGAUUCCCCUGACCCUAAAACCAAAUUUCUAGUGAAAGAAACCAUGAAUCUUGGUGAUGAAACCAAGAAAGAUCUAAAAAUAUGGUGUUCACUUUGUAAAAACCCACUGGGUCUUGCGGAAAAUGACUACUUUGUCCAAGGCCCGUCCUAA